CCGCCGCGCAUCUUGAGGAGCAGUCAGGUUUACGGUCUGUCAUUGUCCCUUCUCACGAUCCUUCAGCCUCGCCAAAAGCUGACCACCAGCUCCCUCGCCCUCAACCUCCACGGAAAACACCCCCAUCGUAAGCUCACAGCGGAAAAUCCUCAAGGCAUUGAAAAACCAGCAGGGCUAACUCUACCAGCUUCCUUCUCCCCAAACCCCACCGCCCCCAGUCCUCGAAAAUGGCCGACGUGGAAAUGGAAAUCGACAACCCCCCCUCCCCCUCCGCCGCCGAGGGAGGAGCCGGCGGCAGCGGCGCCGCCCCGGCGCGUAACGAGUCCGAGAUGCAGACCCACGGCCGCGCGACCGCCGUCCGCUCCAUCGAGGGCUGGAUCAUCAUGGUCACAAACGUCCACGAGGAGGCCGACGAGGAGUCCAUCCAGGACAUGUUUGGCGAGUACGGCGAGAUCAAGAACCUGCACCUCAACCUCGACCGGAGAAGCGGUUACGUCAAGGGCUACGCCCUCAUCGAAUACGCAACCCUCGCCGAAGCCCGCGCCGCCAUCGACGGCGCCCACGAGGCGAAACUCCUCGAACAGACCGUCUACGUCGACUUCGCCUUUGUCCGGCCCCCGCCCGGCGGCAAGGGCGGCAACAACAACCAGAACAACAUCCGCGGCGGCGCGAGAGCCCAGAACCGCGGUCGCGGACGCAGUCGCAGCCGUAGCGUCGAGAGGGAGGUCGUUGCUGCCAAGGACGGCGAUGACAUUGAAUGAGAUUUUUUUCCCCUUCGAAACGCUAGAAGAAGCAACAAAAAGAAGGACGGCAAAGGGCCAGCGCAAAGUAUGAGGGGGUGACGAGGUCUCGAGGUCUCGAGGUCCCGGUGCUGGCAGACAAGUGCGGGGGGCAGAGUCUGGGACGAUAUUUUACGCCACAUAUCGGAAUCUCCUAAGCGAAAAAAGAGGAUGGGAUGAGGACUAAAAAAGAAGGAAAAAAGAAGGCCUCGAUAGGGUGUUGGCCUUUGCCGAUGUGUCGCGACCAAGCUCAAGACAAGCCAGCUGGUUCGUAGAAAAAGCACAUCGGCAUGCGUGAUUCAGUCUGAAAAGGUUGGUUGCUUCUUCUUCCCCCUUUUCUAUUGCCCCCCUUGUCGUCGUCCAAUACUGACUGAUUUGUGAAGGCUGCAACUAGAAAUCAAAAGUUUGACAUGACCGCAUUCUCCUGCAAUUUUGAGAUACCAGCGAGGAGGGCCUGCGCACUCCAUCGGGCCAUCAUACACCAAAACGCCAACCAUGCUGAGAGAUGAAAACGAUGUAUCACUUCACGUCCAGUAAUAUAGGAGUCAUAAUCGUCAUUACUAACGUAAAAGGCCACCCGGCCUAGAGGUAUCGAAGAAAGAGCUGAUCCCCCCGAGCACACGAGAGGGAGGCUAGCAAUCCAAAAAAAAAAAAAACUUUUUUGAUCCUCGUUUGCAAUCCUACUCCGUCGCAAUGCCCAUAUGUCAUGCUUCGAACAAAUAAUGUGCCUAAAGAAAAAGGGAAAAAAAGACACCUCACCCUCAUUCAUUCUCAUUAACUCUCAUUCCAUCGUUGCGCGUUUCACUCCCUUCACCGACCCUGCCUCACACUCUGCAUCUCAUGCCUGGCCGGCGAGUCGAAUCUUCCCGACGACCCGUGAGUACGGGCCGAGUCAUAACCUCCAGGCGACUCGUACCUCGCGUUCUUGGGCGGCGCAUCGUAGAUAGGCUCCCGUCCGGCGGAAGGUGCUACUGAAGACUGCCUGGCGGACCCUUGCUUGAGUGAGCCCUGCUUGAUAGAUCCUUGUUUGACAGAUCCCUCGAAUUGCUCCUCUGACGCCGGCCCUUGAGGCUGCACGGCGCCAGCAUCCUUCUUC
Molecule: messenger RNA, 1875 nt
Organism: Colletotrichum scovillei
Lineage: Eukaryota; Fungi; Ascomycota; Sordariomycetes; Glomerellales; Glomerellaceae
Product: RNA recognition domain-containing protein
Exons: 2
Coding region: 228-761 (177 amino acids)
Biological process (GO): RNA splicing
Cellular component (GO): nucleus; cytoplasm; exon-exon junction complex
Molecular function (GO): mRNA binding
Source: RefSeq, a predicted model, not a curated record